Messenger RNA from Aspergillus pseudonomiae, 1647 nucleotides. RefSeq names its product major facilitator superfamily domain-containing protein. Gene Ontology annotation, molecular function: transmembrane transporter activity. Gene Ontology annotation, biological process: transmembrane transport. Bases 1 to 1647 code for a protein of 548 amino acids. NCBI's taxonomy places the organism in Eukaryota, Fungi, Ascomycota, Eurotiomycetes, Eurotiales, Aspergillaceae. The record is from RefSeq and is a predicted model, not a curated record. The transcript is spliced from 5 exons.
AUGGCGCCUCCGUCGAAUUCUCAAUGGGCCGACGCCGAGAGAGAGAUUGAAGAAACCCCUUUGCUCAAAGAUUCCAAAGAUCACCAAUCUCACAUUCUCCCGCGGAAGCAACUCCUUGUUAUAUUUCCCGCCCUGGCUCUGAUCCAUUUUACCUCGUUUCUGGAUCAAACAGCGCUAUCGACUUCCUUGCCUGCCAUCGCAGCCGGCCUAAACACCGGCUCGUCCAUCUCAUGGGUCAGUGCCAGUUUCCUCACGACGAGUACCAGCAUCCAGCUGAUCAACGGCCGGCUGUCCGACAUCUUCGGUCGCAAAACAUGCCUCCUGGGUGCGUUGACAAUCAUGGCGCUGGGCAACCUGCUGGGCGGGUGGUCCCAGACACCCGCGCAAUUGUAUGCAACUCGAGCGUUGAGCGGCCUCGGCGCCGGCGCUCUCAAUGCGUUAGUGCAAAUCGCCAUUUCUGAUAUCACGACCCUGGCGCAACGCGGAUACUAUUUUGGCAUUCUGGGCGUUGCAGUGGCGCUGGGGAAUGGGCUUGGGCCGGUCGUGGGCGGCGUGCUCACGGAGAAAGCUUCCUGGCGCUGGGCAUUUUGGUUCGUGUGUCCGCUGGCCGUGGCGGCAGCCACAUAUUUCGGUCUUGUGUUCCCAUCGUCCGGCAUGUCCGACGAUGUCCGGACGAAGCUGCGCAGAGUGGAUUGGUUCGGGGUUUUCACGAGCAUGAUGGCCAUUGUGCUGAUCCUGAUCCCUGUCUCGCAGGGGGGCACCGCGAUUCCAUGGGACUCCCCUAUCAUCAUUGCGAUGCUCACGCUCGGAGCGGCGCUCUUCGGGCUCUUUCUGAUCGGAGAGUGGCGAUGGGUCGAACUGCCGCUUUUGCCCAUGCGCGUAUUCAAGUAUAACUACUCCACGAACAUCCUGCUGUUCGCGAACAUCGUCAUCGGCUGGGUCUUCUGGGGCAAUCUCUUCUAUAUCCCGCUGUACUUCCAGAACGUCCGCGGAUGGAGCCCGGGGACAUCUGGUUCCUUGAUCCUGCCGAUGGUGAUUGCGCACGGCAUCACCUCGGGGCUGAGCGGGCUCAUCAUCUCGUGGACAGGUAGGUACAAGGUCGUCAUCAGCACCGGCGUUGGCAUGUGGAUGCUGGCAGCAGCGGCCAAGUCGUUCUACACACGGCAGACCGCACUGUGGAUUCUGGAGCUAGGAGGGAUCUUUGAAGGCAUCGGGGUGGGAUGCUCCUUUCAGCCCGUCAUGGUCGGCCUCCUCGCGGGGUCCGACAAAAGCGACCGUGCCGUGGUAACAGGGUUCCGCAACUUCAUCCGCGACAUGGGCGGCUCUAUCGGCGUAACAGUAUCCGGGGCGAUCCUCAACAACGUCCUCCACAAUGAUCUCAAGGGACGGUUCAGCGACGCCCUCAUUUCCAAGAUCACGUCUUCCGCCUUCGCCUCGCGCGAUCUCAACCUCACUGAUGAGGACUGGGAGUUGAUCUCUGAUGCAUACAUGCACGGACUACGGGCUGUCUUUAGCGUGUUUGCGGUCUUGAUCUUGCUGUUUUUCGCGCUGAUAUUGUGCAUCAAGGAUUAUGGACUAGCUGGCAGAGCGUGCGUUGAGAGCGAGGAACAUGCUGACGAGGAGAUAUACCCUGAGUACACUGAUUAG